AUGGAUCUGGGUGCCUGCACCUUAAUUCAUGAUCCUGCUUUGAAAGCAGAUUAUCGGAGAGAUCCAGAUAGGAAAAAGUACGCCUAUGAGUUGGAUGCUUUGGAGCACCUACAAGCGUUUAUUCGAGACAGUGAUCACCGGACGGAAUUGGCCAAAGCUAAGUUACGGGAAACUCAAGAAGAGCUAACUGAUGAAGCACAACAGAAGGCAGAAAAAAUUAAUGCGUUGAGUGAACAAAUCGGUACCAAGUUGGCACGUGCAGAACAGCUUGGCGCUGACGGCCACGUAGACGAAUCACUUGCACUUAUGAAAGAAGUCGAGGAGUUGAACAAAGAAAAAGCCAAGAAUGAGUCUGAGCUUCGAACAGCUAUACCCACAAGUACUUAUCAACAACAGAAACUGCGCGUCUGUGAGGUUUGUUCCGCCUAUCUUGGGAUACAUGACAACGAUCGCCGUCUCGCUGAUCACUUCGGUGGUAAACUUCACUUAGGAUUUAUUGAGAUUCGCGAAAAACUGGCGGAGUUGCGACAAGUCGUACAGACGGAGCAAAUUGUCCGUAGACGACGAUUUGAAGGUUACAACCGCUCAACCUUCAGUCGUGAAGUCGAAAAACAACGGGAAUCCAGUCGUCACCGUGAACGAAGCAGAGACCGAAAACAUCGAUCGCGCAGUCGUUCUCGCAGUCGCAGCCGAUCUCACAGCCGACACCGCAGCAAACAUCAUUCUAGCCGAAGCAACGGUAGACAUUCUCGUGACCGUCGCUAUCGCUCAUCCAGGGACAGAAGUGAAGACCGCUAUUAA
Molecule: messenger RNA, 801 nt
Organism: Echinostoma caproni
Lineage: Eukaryota; Metazoa; Platyhelminthes; Trematoda; Plagiorchiida; Echinostomatidae
Source: the annotation of a GenBank genome assembly